This is a messenger RNA of Monascus purpureus, 2442 nucleotides long. The record is from the annotation of a GenBank genome assembly. NCBI's taxonomy places the organism in Eukaryota, Fungi, Ascomycota, Eurotiomycetes, Eurotiales, Aspergillaceae.
CCAGCUUCCUCCCCUUCUCCACCUCCUCCUCUCCUCGUCUUCUCUUUUUCUAAUUCGUCCCUCGCUUUUUUCUAUCAUCACUAAAUUAUGCUUCUAUAGCUAUUUCUGUACUUGUGACUACUCUACGUGGAGUUCUGUUCAAGUGCGGGCGACAUGACGCGAGAUAGCUAUCUCCAGCGCUCCCUCGGGACGCUUUCCAGGCGCAUUCGAGAGUCGCGUGUCCUCCUCGUCGGAGCUGGUGGCAUCGGCUGCGAGCUGCUGAAGAACCUCUUGCUUACGGGAUUCGGUGAAAUACACAUAAUCGAUCUAGAUACUAUUGAUUUGAGCAAUCUAAACCGUCAGUUUCUCUUUCGAUAUGAGCAUAUCAAGAAAUCGAAAGCCUUGGUAGCGAAGGAAGUGGCCCAUAAAUUUCAGCCAAGCGCGAAGCUAGAAGCGUAUCACGCCAAUAUCAAGGACAGCCAGUUCAACGUGGACUGGUUUGCGGGGUUUGACAUAGUCUUCAAUGCGCUGGACAAUCUUGAUGCUAGGCGUCAUGUCAAUCGCAUGUGUCUGGCCGCCAAUGUACCAUUGAUUGAAAGCGGGACGACCGGGUUCAACGGCCAGGUCCAGGUGAUUAAGAAGGGUGAAACCGAGUGUUAUGACUGCAAUUCAAAGGAAGUGCCCAAGUCCUUUCCAGUCUGCACGAUCCGCAGUACGCCUAGUCAACCUAUUCAUUGCAUUGUUUGGGCUAAGAGCUAUCUUUUCCCGGAACUAUUCGGGACAAGCGAAGAUGAUACUCAGGCUUUUGAUCACUCAGAAGACUCAGAAAAUGCGCAGGAAAUCGAAAACCUCCGUAAAGAAGCACAAGCUCUGAAAGAAAUUCGUCAAUCUAUGGGGACUUCUGAUUUCGCUUCCAAAGUGUUUAAUAAAGUCUUCAAAGAUGACAUUGAACGACUACGCGCCAUGGAAGAUAUGUGGAAGACGCGAAAACCUCCUCAACCGCUUAGUUUUGACGAAUUACAAGAGCAAUCUAAGCCCAUAGAGAGCACGGUUUCCUCUGCUGAUCAGAAGGUCUGGUCGCAGGCAGAGGAUUUUGUAGUUUUCAAAGACAGCUUGGAUCGCUUGAGCAAGAGGUUGAAGACACUCCAAGAUGUGUCAAAGAGCGACAUCCAGCCAAUUCUGGUCUUCGACAAAGAUGAUGUUGACACGCUGGAUUUCGUUGCCGCUAGUGCUAACCUGCGCGCUACGAUUUUUGGUAUCGAGCCGCAGUCGAAGUUCGACAUCAAACAGAUGGCCGGUAAUAUUAUACCCGCUAUUGCGACUACAAAUGCCAUGACUGCUGGUCUUUGCGUCUUGCAGGCCUUCAAGGUCUUGAAGGGAGACCUCGAAAACGCAAAAAUGGUCUUCCUUGAAAAGUCAGGAUCCCGUGCCAUCAAUUCCGAUUCCUUAAAACCACCCAACCCCAAUUGUCCCGUGUGCUCCGUUGCACAGGGAAGGAUCACCAUCGAUCCUGACCGCGCGACGCUCUACGAUCUGGUGCAGGAUGUACUACGUCUACAACUGGGCUAUGGCGAGGAGUUCUCUCUCAGCAGUGAAAUCGGUACAAUCUACGACCCGGACCUGGAGGAUAAUCUUCCAAAGAAACUUUCGGAGCUUGGCGUGAAGGACGAGACUCUUGUUACUGUUGUUGAUGAGGAGGACGAGCAGCCUCGGGUAAACCUGGAACUGCUCAUUCAUGAGCAAAGGCCCGAACCUUCAGCAGAAGAGAAGAAGCCUGUAUCCUUAGAAAAAGUGGUUGAGAUCCCACGCAAACCGAAAGCUGUUCCUGCUCCUGCCACCGAAGUUGUUGUCGGCCUCUCCGGUCCUGAAUCAACUACAGGCAAGCGAAAGCGUGAAGCUGAAGAAGCGGACGCUGAAAGACGCACUAAGCGUGUUGCCAGCCUCGACGCCAACGGGGACGGAGACCAUCCUAUCGUUUUGGAUGAUUCCGCUAAUGGGGCCAUCUUGAUUGACGACUGAAUUUCAGGCAAGUUGAGUGAUGCAACUCGACACCCCACUCUUCUUCUUUCCAUUUCCAUGGCCAUAUCAUCUUCUGUAUAUGGAAUCUUGACUAGACUCUAGAGCGAGGUAUUUGACGUGAUAUCCCAGACUUUGGUCGAUGUUGCACGUUUCCCUCCUUCUUCCCCCUUACCCUUCUUUUUUCCUGUAUUAUAUGAUUCAAUGAAGAUUGGCUGGGAAUUUCCAUGCUGGAGUACACUGGGACGCGAACUGGGUCGCGUGGAUGGGUAUAGACGACUUUGAAAUGAAAUUUGAAAGCAAAUGCAACCAGCCAUCUCGGAAGUUGCACUGGCUGAAGAAAGCAUAAUCGUGCACCAAUUGUGUUCACUGCUCUAAUCAUGCAUCUCAUGUAGAACACUGUACAUCUAGGGCUUGCACACUUUUUGGUCGAGUGCUAUGUGCAGU